UAAACAGCUGGUUGUUACGUCGCCGCACGCAUUUAGAGCUGCCAAAAAAAUUUAGCUGCAAUUAAUUAAUGAAAAUGUUACCUUUGGCACGCGGCAUUUACGGCAGCUUGGCGCAAAUAACCCGCAACAGUCGUCUGGCACUACACACGGCCAGCGUGGUGCGUGGCAAAGCAGAAGCAGCUGCAGAAAAUGAGGCGCCGGCAGAAAACAAUGAAGAAAGUGCAGCAAAUGCAGCGCCAGAUCCCAAGGAUCGCACAAACAAAAUACCCGUAGAGACUUCCAUACGUUACCUGAAAAGCGCCGCCUACAAAACAACCUACGGAGAUGAAUUUGUAUGGACACAAUAUCGUCGCAACCACAAGGGCAUGUAUGCGCCGCGCAAGACGCGCAAAACCUGCAUACGCCAGGGCAAAAUUAGCACCGGUAAUCCGUGUCCAAUAUGCCGUGACGAGUAUUUGGUGCUGGACUACCGCAACACGGAGCUCUUGCAGCAGUUCAUUUCGCCGUUCAGCGGCCAAGUGUUGAGCUACUCCAAAACGGGCCUGUGCCAGAAGAGUCAUCUGCGUCUAACGGUCGCCGUGGAGCAGGCACGCGACUGUGGUCUGAUCACCUACGAUGUGCCCUUCCGGGAGUACGACUACAGCGAAUACUAUGGAAAGCAGGAGGAGCAAAAGCAAUAAAAAUUAAACAUUUAAAGUUAAACUGAUUAAAAUUUGUAUGGUUAAAAUG
This is a messenger RNA of Drosophila novamexicana, 729 nucleotides long. It is a transcript of the gene mRpS18B, whose product is annotated as 28S ribosomal protein S18b, mitochondrial. Gene Ontology annotation, molecular function: structural constituent of ribosome. Gene Ontology annotation, biological process: mitochondrial translation. Bases 69 to 680 code for a protein of 203 amino acids. Gene Ontology annotation, cellular component: mitochondrion; ribosome. The record is from RefSeq and is a predicted model, not a curated record. The transcript has 2 exons. NCBI's taxonomy places the organism in Eukaryota, Metazoa, Arthropoda, Insecta, Diptera, Drosophilidae.